GUUUUCCAAGAAUCACUGAACAUAUGAAAGCAGACAGAAUGAAAACGAAGAUACUUGUUCUGUUCCUUCUGUUUUUACAUUUACAGUUUCCUAAAGGUAAAACAAAGGUUACAUCAAUCUCUGAUAGACAAAUACUACCAAACACGUCUUGCAGGAUACAACAUUAUCAGGGUUUAAAGCUCAUGAACUGCAGUUAUCUGAAUUUGACAUACAUACCAAAGACAAAACCAGACAUUGAAAGCUUGAAUUUUAAAUUCAAUAAACUAACAAACGUUACUCAAAAGACUUUCUUGAAUAUUAGUAAUCCAUUUCGUUUGGUUUGGCUUAAAGUCGACAACAACAAUAUAAGAAAUAUAUCAAAGGGGGCACUUGACAUAUUUCCAAAUUUGAACUUUCUGAGUUUGUCACAUAAUCCAAUUUACUUCGAUAACCUAAAGAAUCUUUUGGGCUCAUUAUCUAACUUAACAAAACUGUCUGAUUUGUAUAUCAGCGGGAUAAGCACUAUAACAUUAAAUGCAGAUCUGUUUUCUUUGCUGGAAGAAAAUUGGAUUAAAAACCUGGUAACUAAGAGUUACAACACAGAAACAAUGGAUAUGAAUAUGUUUCAAAAUUUUAAUCAGCUGCGUACUCUCAUAGUAACACACAAUCAUAUUGAAACUAUAGCAAUGUCAUCGCCUGGUAAUAAAUACAUGCAAUCGUUGUACAUAGAACAAAAUAACUUAAGGGCUUUACCAACAUUUGCAAUCAACGGAAGCGAGUCAAACUGCUUUUUUCCAAAUCUACAACAUUUAUAUGCCAAGAUAAACAAAAUUGAAAAUGUGAGAAUGGAAGAUCUGAAGUGCUUAUUGAGAUUAAAAACCCUGGAUUUGAGUAAAAAUCUAAUCACUGUAUUACAUGCUAACUUUUUAUCAAAAUUACCAAAUAUCGAGGUGUUACGGUUAAAGGAUUUAACCACACAAAGCUUAAUAGUGGAACCAUUUGCUUUUAAUUCAACAUUAUCAGUACUUCAGUUAGAAGUCAGCGGUUCAGCAAAAUAUGUUUUCCAGUCUUUGAAUAAUACAUUCAAAUCAUUGCCAAAUUUAAAGGAGCUCAUAUUAAGCGAAAUAUCAAUGCUUCGUUUAUCUGAACAAGAAAUAAUAAGUCUGUUUAAACCUAUUAGUCAUUUAGAAUACUUACAGUUGUUUGGCUGUCAAAUAGCAUCGGAUCCGAAAUUUCUUUUGAAUCACAUGAAGCAUUUAUCACAUAUCAGUUUUCAGUCUAAUUUGAUAACUAGUAUAAGUGACGAAACAUUCAAAGAAAACAAGCAUCUCCGUUAUAUAAGUUUACGAUACAACCAACUGGGUCAUAUUUACGAGUCAGCCUUGCCAAAAUCUUUACGUGAUAUGUUAUACGAAAUAGACAUUAGUGAAAAUCCUUUUGUUUGUGAUUGUGACCUUGAAUGGUUUAUUAACUGGGCAAAUCAGAGUUAUAACAAAACGAAAUUACAAAGAUAUCCUAACGAGUAUACGUGUUCGGCUCCAACAGAAAGAGCAAAACAAGCAUUGGCUGACAUACAGUUUACUUACAGAGAAUGUCAUCCGUUGAGCAAGUGGAUUUAUUUCGGAAUCAUUGCUUCGUCUACUUUAUUUGUUAUUGGUGUUAUCGCUCUAGUAUUCUAUAGAAACCGAUGGAAUAUUAAACACUACAUAUACCUGAUGCGAAGGAAACGACAUUAUGAGCUGAUUGAUGGAGAUAACUUUGUUUAUGACGCCUUUGUAGGUUACGAGUCGGAGGACUCGGCCUGGGUACACCAUCAAUUGUUGCCUGUCCUUGAGGACGAAGAAGGUUUGAAAUUAUGUAUCCAUGUAAGAGAUUUUGUACCAGGAGUUUUCAUAAAUGAUAAUAUUGUUACACAUAUGAACCAGAGUAAAAAAAUGAUUCUUGUCUUAUCAAACGCAUUUGCACAAAGCGGAUGGUGUAUGUUCGAGUUAAAAAUUGCACAUUCUAAACUGAUUGAAGAGGAAACGGAACUAGUGGUCAUAUUGUUAGAGAAAAUCGAUGGAAGAAAUAUGAAUCAUUCUUUGAAAUGUCUUUUCAAUACCACAACGUACAUUGAAUGGACAGAGGAUAGAGUUGGUCAAGAACUGUUUUGGACACAACUUAAAAACAUUAUGAACAAAUAAAUAUUGGAACAAAAUAUCUGAUAACCAAUGAAAAGAUAGAUAAAAUAUGAUAUUAUACUUGUUUCCGGAAUAUUAACAUGUACUGAAGUCCAAAAUACAUUAAUAAUGGUGAUAAAAUAUAUUGUGAAAAUAUAUAGAAUCUUUAUAUGCCUAGAUUGUAGUUGUGGCUUGUAUUUUGUUCUUUUCAAAUUAAUUUGUAAAGAAAACAAUUUACUACUCGUUAAAUUCAAUUAUAGUAAUAGAAUUCCUGAAGAACGCUCAAAACGGCAGAUUUAUUGCAGGCUCAGUUUGAUUAGGUAUGUCCAUUGCCGGCACUCGAAAGUACAAGCUACCGUUCAAGCCCCUAGCACAGGCCUAGCAGAAAUCAACAUUCAAAAUAUGAAAACGGUCAUAAUUUGAAACUGAAACAUCAGCAGAUGCGUUCAUGAGCAUGUAUAUUUAUAUUCAACGGAAAGCCUAUUUCAACUGAAAACAAUGUACUCUUCGUCAUAAAUUAAUUCUGUUCUCUUUGUCAAUCCGAAGCAAUAAAUGCAAAUAUAGAUAUAUUUACGCUUAUAUUAAAGUCUGUAUUAAAUCAUACACUUGUAGUUUGAAAAUAUAAUCAUAAACUGUUUAGGUAACGUAUAAUUAACACGGGCCUGGUGUCCGUCUUAACUGUGUUAUCUAUGUUUUUGUAAAUACAGUCAUGUCUUUUUGUAAUAGAACAUUAACUAUCUGAUUCAUUGUUAUUUCUGUCUAUAUGUUUGUAAUCUUAUGUCU
Molecule: messenger RNA, 2921 nt
Organism: Ruditapes philippinarum (Manila clam)
Lineage: Eukaryota; Metazoa; Mollusca; Bivalvia; Venerida; Veneridae
Product: toll-like receptor 13
Exons: 1
Coding region: 24-2162 (712 amino acids)
Biological process (GO): inflammatory response; toll-like receptor signaling pathway; immune response
Cellular component (GO): membrane
Molecular function (GO): protein binding; transmembrane signaling receptor activity
Source: RefSeq, a predicted model, not a curated record